AAGCAGUAUGGCGGAAGUGGAGAAGCAGCUACCUCUCUCUCCUCAGGAUGGUGGCCGAAGCGAGUGUGGAGAAGAGCCCCCGGAUGGGGGAGCUGCGGUGGGGAUUGCCGAGCCGGCUCCCCCUUCAGCCGGCUCCCCGGUGACCGAGGAACCUGCCGAGGACACCAAGAAGAAAAUUGACGUCCUGCUGAAGGCUGUGGGGGACACGCCGAUCAUGAAGACCAAGAAGUGGACCGUGGAGAGGACCCGCACCAUCCAGGGGCUCGUUGACUUCAUCAAAAAGUUCCUCAAGCUGGUGGCCUCGGAGCAGCUGUUUAUAUAUGUGAAUCAGUCCUUUGCUCCUUCUCCAGACCAGGAAGUCGGGACACUCUAUGAGUGUUUUGGAAGUGAUGGCAAACUUGUACUGCAUUACUGCAAAUCUCAAGCAUGGGGAUGAAUGCAAUAGCAGGACACAUGUUUCUUACCUUUUUCCUAAUUGUUUAAUAUUUUCACCAAAGCUAUAAUAUACUUGGAAAAAUGUCCCUGGCAGCUCUCACCUACCAGCAACAGCAGAAAGAGGGUGACCCAGCUAUUGACUCUUUCAGUUCCAUGGAAAUAAAUGUUGGAUGUCUAAAGCCUACUGUAAGCAUACUUCCACUUAUGCUCCUCGUCCCCUGCUUCACUUGCUGUAUUGUCACUGUUCCAUCAAAAGAAAUGGAACACCACUUUGGGAUAUUUUGAUAACUGUCACAAAGUAAUCACAGGAAAUGGUUCUCCUGAAGAGGACUUCCUAUCACAAUAACGGGAAGAAGGAUACUGAGUCUCCAUCCCACCCAUGCACUGACGUCUACCCUGUGUGGGAAAGGAGACUUGCCAAACAGCUCUGUUUAGGGGAUGGGCAAAGGCUUAAUCAGGUUCCUCUACCAAAUCACUUCCCCUUUUAUUAACAUGAAGGAAAACUAAAGAAUUAUCCGCAGUCUGCUAAUCUAUUAAUAUGUAAUUGUAAAUCUGGCUGCUUGCUAAUAUAUGCUACCCAAAAGUGUGGCUACAACCUCUGCAUGCAUAAUUUUUGUUCUAUUUAGGAUGUUUUAAUAAACUCAGUAUUUCUUUUUUCAUGUUGAAAGCUAAAUCAAAAUUCUUUGAUUUCAGCUAACCAAGUUGCAACCAACUCUAAUUUAUGCAAAUGUGUUGAGUAUUUAAGUCUGUAUUUAAGUCUGUAUUUAGACAAUCAGAAUUCUGAAGGAUUAUGAAUAGGUGUGUUCUAAAUCUGUUUCCAAAUGAAUUAUUUUAGUAAUAAUUACUAUAUUUUUAGAAAACUGAUACACACAAGUUUAUAAUUCCUUAUUUAUGAAAUGGUGUCUUCCAAUAAAUACAAAAACAUUCUAAAACAGUUAA
Molecule: messenger RNA, 1374 nt
Organism: Emys orbicularis (European pond turtle)
Lineage: Eukaryota; Metazoa; Chordata; Testudines; Emydidae
Gene: ATG12
Product: autophagy related 12
Exons: 5
Coding region: 8-436 (142 amino acids)
Biological process (GO): C-terminal protein lipidation; nucleophagy; autophagy of mitochondrion
Cellular component (GO): phagophore assembly site membrane; cytoplasm; Atg12-Atg5-Atg16 complex
Source: RefSeq, a predicted model, not a curated record